UCCCCCUCCUGUACCAAACCAUUCAAACCUCUCAGUAUCAGAGCAGAGCUCGGGGAGCUGGCAUCUCCCUGUGCCCCUCAGCACCCCACAAUGAGAGCCCUGCAGACACAGUGACUAUUGGGGACACCGUGGUGGCUAUGGGAUGGAGCAGGACCAGUAUGAAGCUCGUCUCAAGGAGCUGUUUGAUAGUUUUGACACCACGGGCACGGGGUCUCUGGGACAGGAAGAGCUGACGGACCUCUGUCAUAUGCUGCAGCUGGAGGAGGUGGCCCCCUCAUUACAGCAAGUUCUGCUUCAGGACAACCCACAUGGCCGGAUUCACUUCGACCAGUUUAAAGAAGCCCUUAUCGAUGCCUUAUCCAGCACCCUGUCCAGUAAGGAGAUCUGCCCCGAACCAGAUGGCUCCCCCGAAGCCCAGCCUAAAUACAUCAAAGAUGGCAAGCGCUACGGUCGCCGCUCAGUGCCGGAGCUUCAAGACUCUCUGGAAGAGUAUGAUGAAGAGACGGUAAUUGAACCUGAAGAUGAAGGGACGAGGUCCUCGCAGGUCAGCUCCAGAAACUGCGAAGAGCUUUGGAGGAAUGAAGGGGAAGAAUACGAAGCGGAAGGGCAGCUCCGGUUUUGGAACCCCGAUGACCUCAGCGCUUCGCAGACUGUGCUGUCUCCAGACCAGGACUGGGUGGAGGAGAAGUUGCAGCUGAUAUGUGAGGAUCUCGGCAUCAACCGCGAUGGUCACUUGAACAGGAAGAAGCUUCUUUCCAUCUGCGAACAGUACGGUUUCCAGAAUCUGGACCACGAGGCCCUGGAAGACGCCUUACAGAACUUGGACCAAGAUGACACCAUAAGCCUCCAGGAUUUUUUCUAUGAAGCCUCUAAAAAUAGCAAACCCCCCACUCCGUCCUCCUCCACGCCUUAUCGACAGCUGAAGAGACACCUCUCUCUGCAGCCUUAUGAUGAGACCGGGAGGAGGACGCUGACUCCGUCGGCCAUGACUGGUACAAUCGGGCUCCGCUUAUUCUCCAAACUUGACGACGGAACGGGUUACAGCACUGUGGAGGACAUCAUAGACUUGUGGCAUGAAGAAGGACUGGAGAACGGACCGGCCAUACUCAAGGCUCUGGAUUUUUGCUUAGAAGGGAAGAUCAAUCUGAUGGAAUUGACCAUGGCGCUGGAAAAUGAGCUUCUGAUAACCAAAAAUGAGGUCUACCAGGCGGCUCUCGUCAGCUUCCGCUCAGAGAUCAGGCACUUAUUAGAACGGGCUGACCAGACUGUACGGGAAAAAGAGAAACUGCGCGCCGAUUUGGAGAAAAAUGAGAAACUAAAAAGUCUGAUGGCAUCAGAGGUGGACGACCAUCAUGCCGCCAUUGAGCAUCGCAAUGAAUACAACCUCCGAAAGUUGGACGAGGAGUACAAGGAGAGGACUACGGCUCUUAAAACGGAGCUGAGAAAAGAGCGGGAGCAGCUAUUACAACAAGCCAACCAUCAGCGGCUGGAGCUGGAGCAGGAGCUCGAUAAGCUGAAGCUGGAAGAGAAUUACCUCCGGGAUCGGCUUACAUUGUCCAUAAAGGAGAACAGCCGUAUGGAGAAUGAGUUGUUGGAAACUUCUGAGAAGCUGGCGGACUGCGAGGUCUUGACGGCCAAACUGCAGAAGACUCUUGACAACAUACUUCGUGAAAAGUUUGGGGAUCUGGAUCCAAGUUGUGUUGAGUUUUUCCGUCACGAGGAGAAGUUGAUGCAAGUGCGGAAUGAAUACGAGCGGCAGCGCCGGGAGCUGCAGGAUCGUAUUGAUGAAUUACAGCUGGAGCUGGAAGAUUAUAGAGCUCAGGGCAUUCGGGGCUUAAGAUCGCCUCUGAAGACUUCAUUAUUUGAUGAAAUGGAUAAUAAAAAUGCUGUUGACUAUGACCAAGGUAUCGGCUCUGAAGAUUGUCCUCCACUGAACAUGAGUAUCGAGGCAGAGAUGGCCAUCGAGCAGAUGAGAGAACAACACCAAAGGGAAAUGGAGCAAUUACAGGUGGAUCUGGAAUCUAAGGUUGCACACUAUGAAGAAAAGCUGAAGGAGGCAAAAUCCAUGUUUGAGAAAGAGCAAUAUGCCCUAAAGCAAAAGCUAAAUGAAGAACUUCACAAGGCAGAAGAGCAAAUACAAGUCUAUAAAAUUAAGCACUUAGAAUUAGAAGCCAACAUCUCAAGGCUUAUAGAGGCGCAGCAGAAAUCGGAACAUGAACAUCGCAACCAAAUGGACAAAAUGGGAGCAGAAUUCAGUAACCAGAGAGUGCAGCUGAUGGAGCAGGAGGCCGUCCUCCAAUUUCAAUUAGAGGAGGCCAAGGAAACCUACCACAAGGAGAAGGAGGAGCUGGUCCAGAGGGCAGAAGAGCUGGAGAAGAAGACUGAGAGCAAAAUCGUUGAUGUGGUAUCCACCUAUGAGGAGAAGAAGAGUGAACUGGAACAGAGUUUUAAUGAAAAAAUGUUGACUUUUCAGGAAAAACAUGACCUGGAAAAACUGGAAUUACAGAAGCAAUUGCUUGAACAACAUGAGCUGGAAGUCCAAGCGGAAAGGAAAAAAAUUGAGACAGAGUAUAAUAGAAGAAUCUCAGAAAACGAGGCUCGGUUUGUAAAUGACUAUGGUCUAGCAGUCAAAAAGUAUGAAAAAGAUUUAGUUGCUCUAAAGGAGAAGUUUGAGGACGAUCUUCAAGAUCUCCGGGACCAGCAUGCAGAAGAAAAGGCCCAGUGGGCAUUCGAAAAAGAAGAGCUCCUUCAAGAGAGCGUCGAAUUGCAGGAAAGACUGAAAGAGCAAUUAGCUAAAAUUGAAAAUGAGAAACAAAUAUCUUAUUCUGAGAUUUCACUACAGAAAGAGCUUUUAGAGAAGACCUACAAGGAACUGGUCAAUAAUUUACAGUCUGAAAAGUUUCAACUGCAAAAUGAACUUGAAAAGCUUAAAAUCGCUGCAAAACAAGUUGAAGUAGCACUCAAGGACAAGAUCCUUCAACUAGAAAAUGACUUGCUGGAGGAGUUGACAGAGCGAGAUGAGCAGCUUCUUCAAGCACAAACCAACAUAAAUAACCUGGUUCUUCAGGAAACCAUACAGAAGGUGGAAAGCCACCAUGCCACCGAGAGAGAGACUCUUAAUGAAAAACUGCUGGAGUCAGAGGCACUGUAUAAAGAAAUGUGUGAUGGGACAGAUACAAAGAGGCAAGAAAUGCUUGUAGAGAUCACUAGACUUCAAAGCACAAUCAAUGAACUUCAAAAUGAGAUCUCAUCUUUGUCAAAAAUUCAGAUGCAAUACACAGCGAUGAAGAAAGAAAAUGAAGACUUAAAGAAACUAGUGUCUGACCUACAGAAUAGUUCAAUCCUCCUGGAAGAAGAAAGAAGCAUUCUCAAAAAAUUUCAACAAGUGCAUGAGCAAAUAGUUAAAGAGAAUGUUCAGCUAUUGUCUGAGAUUGCUAAACUUCAGAAGUUGGAGGCAACUAAGACAGAUGCUGAAAAAAUAAAUGAAGAAGAUGAACCAAAUACUGAAGAGUUGGGUCAUAAAGAUGUACAGCAUCUUCGGGAAACCAUAGAACAACUAGCGAGAGCCCAUAAAUCUGAGAAAGACCAACUCAACUCCAAACUUUUGCAAUCUGAAAAGCUGUACAGAGAAAUGUGUGAUAAGUCCCAAAAGGACAUCAAACAAAUAGCUAGUCUUCAAGAUACCAUCAAAGACUUAGAGAAGGAAAUGGCUGCUUUAUGUAAAACUCAAGGAGACUUUAAGGUGGUUGAGAAACAAAAUGAAGAGUUGAAGUGUCUUGUAGAACAACUUCAAAACCGUAUGGUAGUUCCCGAGGAUGAAAAGGAUGUAUUUAAGAGUCUACAAGCCGUUCAUGAGAAAACUGUCAAAGAGAAUGUCAGGCUGUUGUCUGAGAUUUCUAGACUACAGAAAAAACUGUUGUGGCUUGAUGGCAAAUCCAACAGGUGCACCAAAAAUGAAGCUGCCGAAAUCGUGACAAAUUCAUUUAUGGAGUUGGAAGGAGAAGACUGCCCAAUAGUUCUGGACCCUCUAUCUUUCAGCCAGUAUAAGGAAACCAUUGAUAAUGUGAAUUUUAAACUUCAAAAUAAAACCAAGGAACUUGAAGACCUCACAAAGGUGUUCUGUAGAGUUGAACAGAGCCAUGAUGAGGUGAAAACUGAGAAUGGCCAUCUUAAGACACAGAUCAUUGUACUUCAGGAAAAACUAAGUGGUUUAGCUUUAGAGUAUGACCAAGUGAAGAAGGCAAUUAAUCUGGAAGUAAUUCCACUGCCGGAGCCGAAGGAUGCACCCAUAUCAAUUCCUGGCCUUAAACUGCUGUUGGCUGUUGCUAGAAAGGAAAAUUUGCAACUAAAGGAAAGCAUGACCGUUUUGGAGUUGAAAAAUAUAGAUGCUAUUGAAAAUAACAAAACUCUGUCCUCUGAAGUUUCAUGGUUGCAGAAGGAAAUACAAAACAUGGAGGAAAUCACUGAGGCUUCCCUGAAGCUUGAGCAGUUGUAUGAAGAAGCCAAGAAAGAAAACCAUGACCUGAAGGCACUCGUUCAUGUAAUGCAGGAAAAAAUUUAUAGUCUUGAGAAAAUACACUUAAAUGUUCCCAAAAAACAUAACAAUGACCUCAAGACUGAAGUAAGUUUAGAACCUAAUCUCAAUACUGCAGAACAUUCUCCAUGUAGUAUGACUUUCUCAAUGCCCCACCAUCAAAGUGAGGUAGAAAAUGUCCACAUCUUGCAACUGGGACUUAAUUCUUCAGCAGGCCAAGAACACACUUACCCUGAAGAACUUCCAAAAAGUAAAAAGCUGCAGUAUAAUAAAGAAAUUGGAAAGCCAGAAGUUAGUUCCACCAAGCUAUUUUCUCAUGAUGCAGCUUUAGAUCAUAGAUCCUUGGUAGGAGGUCUUCAAGAAAUGAGUCCGAGACCAAAGCAUUUAAUUGUGGACCAUGAGACCCAGAAGAGGCUGGAACAUCUGAGAUGUGAGAAUAAGAACCUAAAGGAGGAGAAUGCUUUAUUGGUUAGCCAGAUAAACUCUUUGAAAGAAGACGUUGAAGCCAAUGACCAAAAACAUGCUGAGCUUAUUGACACUUGUGAAGAUAUGUGGGUGAACCUUGAAACCACACGGAAGGAAAGACUUGCUAUGGAAAAGAAGGUUAAUGACUUAACAAGUGAGGUAACUGAACUGAAGAGCAGAAAUGAGCAGCUGGCUGUGGCAAAUGAAGAGUUGUUUUCCAAAAACUCAAAGAACCAAGAGGACAUUCAGGAUCUAAACCUCAGGAUGAUGCUGCUCCUCAAACAGAGAGACCGGAAGGACUCUGGUAAAGACCCUCAAAAGUGGAAGGAAGAGAUUGAAGGCUACAAGACCAAGGUAGCGGAUGCUGAAAGAGAGUUAUCCAAGGUCAAAGCUCACAAUCAGCAUCUGGAGGAGGACAACACUCUUCUAAAACAGGACGUCGAGACCAAAAAGCUCUCCAAAAGCUCAGAGGUGACGGAGCUGAGAAACGAGAUUUCACUCAUAACCAGGAAGAACGAAAAACUGAUGAAAGAAAAGGAAGCUCUGGGAGAGGAACUGAACAGAUGUGUGGCCAAGGUACUGCAGGUUGGCAUCCUGGAGAAUAAAAUAGCAAGUCUAAAGCAGGAGCAGAAGACGUGGGAGCAGCAGUCGCUGUCUCUGAAAUCUCAGGUCGCCGCCUCUCAGGAGCAGAUUCAGAGCUUGGAGGAGAACUUGCAGAGUGUCAACCUCCAGAUGGCUCGUCUCAAGUCAGAUCUCCGAGUCGCACAGCAAGAGAAGGAGUCAUUAAAGCAAGAAGUGAUGUCCUUACACAAACAGCUGCAAAACGCUAACGCCAAGAAGCAGGUUCUGGAAAUGGCUGUGCACUCCUCAGGGCUACAGAACCAGCAGAAGAAGCAGUACUGGGACGACCUGGAGCAGCUGAUGGAGCAGGAGCAGCAGCUUCUACGGCAGGAGAAUGACCGACUUCAGAGGGAGGUGCAGCUUACCAAGGGCGAUCUGGCCCAAACCAGGGAGAAGGUGCGGCAGCUGGAGUCGGCCAUCAUAUCCCUGAAGCACCAGAAGCAGCAGAGCCAGUCCAGCCUGGUGAAGGCCCUGGAACAGGAGAAGUCCAGUCUCAAGAGGGAAUGCGACCAGCUCCAGACAGAGCUCCUCUCUGCAAACAGGAAGAUCAGUCAGCUUAGUGCAAUAGAACGGGAGCUGGAAACCAUCAAGGCCGAGAAUGAAGUCUUACGAGCAAAGCAGGGAAAGUUUGACGAUCCGUUCAUGGAAAUGCGGCACCCUUCCUCCGGUGUGACCCAUAGCCGCUCUCCGCUCCAGCAGCAAGCUUGUGCCACCUCACCCCGGGAACAGUACCUGCAGCUCCAGGUGGACAGACGAAACCAACAGCAUCAGGCAACAGCAGAUAACCUCGGCUCCGGCAACAGCUCUCCACAGGGUGAACCAGAACUUCUGCUGAGAAAAAUGGAGGGUCGGAUGGUGGAAGUGGAGCAGAAGCUAAGAAUUGUGAAAAUGCUCCUGCAAGAGAAAGUGACUCAACUGAAAGAACAAGUCACCAGAAACACAAGAGCAGACGCUAAGAUUAAAGAUUUGUAUGUGGAGAACUCUCAGCUGCUCAAAGCUCUGGAGAUGAGCGCGCAGAGGCAUCAGACAGCCGAGAAGAAGAACUACUUCCUGGAGGAGAAGAUCUCAGGACUGAGUAAAAUAGUGAGAGACUUGACACCUGCUGGUCUGGGUGGAGCGCUCACUAACACAGUGGAGAUCUUAAACAAAACUGAGACAAAGACACCAACACUACAAGACGUCUGUCUGUCUGUCAGCUCCAGACAGAGGAUAAAAGCAUGGGGUCUGGAAAUGGGAAAAAAGAAAAACUUUGAAACAGCGCCACCCAAUUUCAUGGCUGUGUCCAGUAUUGCAGGCGUACAAAGGUAGUGAAAAAAGCCAACACCUGCUAUAUGUGACAUAAGGAAAUGGACAUUAUGCCUAAAAAUAAAUAAAUAAUUGGAACCAAGAAGAAUACACUGGAGUGCCGCCAUAUAUGUUACUUCCGCAGUCACUUUGUCUCUAUAAAGGAAAAGAUCCACACAUGUGAAUUAGCUUUGGUGGGUCGCCUAUUUGCCACUAGUCCAGCAAAUGGGGCCAUUAAAGGGACUGGGUGCUCCUGGCUGUUCGGAAGCCUCUAGGAGGGACCGAGAGGACAGUGGCAGUUCCCCAUAUGUGCCGCGUGUCCUCACUAUAGCACUUUCAUGAGGCCAAACGUCUCUUUACAGUGUUUUUCAUAUCAUCCCACUGCCGACAUAUAAAGGAUAUUUAUCAACUAUUCCGUAUGUUUUGACAGAAUUUCUAGAAUAUUAGGUUCUUCACGAAAAAUCUGAUUACUAAGGCUGUAAAUGAUGGUGCACGGCCUAGUGUACAUCCUGCAGAUAAAGACCUAACUAAUCGAAGAGCGACUGGUUGCUAAGUGCUGCCUGACAACCCUAUUAGGACAAUGGUUGUUAGGCUACGUAUCCCGGGCAACCAGACUGCCAGACAUAACAGUUCAGUUCAGAGCUCCAUGCUGCCUUAUCAAUCAGAUUUUCCUACAAAUAGAUUGAGGAUCUUCUAAAGCAAACAUUUUGUGUUCUGAAACUGCCAUGUUGCUACCGUUGAUUGUCGCGGGUCCUCCAUUGCACUAGCUUUCUCCACUGCUGCCAUGUUUUUUUUAGUGUUUUAUUCCCCCCCCCCCCCACAUUAUUUUUCACAGGAUUGUCAUAGGAAACUGACUUAGCAAGUAUACCCCCCAAAGUGGACAUUUUGUGGGAGGGGGUUGAAAUGUUGGGAGUUGUGGUCUGGUAAGCAGGUGAUGAUGCACAUUUGUAUGUAUUUAUUUAUCACUGCCAUCAAGUGGAGGAAGUUCAUUUGCAAUUAUAGUGGUAAUUAGGGAAUUGUGGUCGGCUCCUAAUGGAGGAUUGUAACUGCGAAUGUGUAAUCAACGCUCAUAAAAUAUUUCACACGGUGUCUGAUAAAAUGUUUUCAUGAUUUUAAGGUGAAAAAUUCUAAGAAAAAAAUUUAAAUUACAACUUUUUUUUUGUAAUAAUAAAACAAAGAAAAUUCUGUGUAUCAUUA
Molecule: messenger RNA, 8101 nt
Organism: Bufo gargarizans (Asiatic toad)
Lineage: Eukaryota; Metazoa; Chordata; Amphibia; Anura; Bufonidae
Gene: NIN
Product: ninein
Exons: 31
Coding region: 143-6928 (2261 amino acids)
Biological process (GO): centrosome localization; centrosome-templated microtubule nucleation; microtubule anchoring at centrosome
Cellular component (GO): ciliary transition fiber; mitotic spindle pole; centriole
Molecular function (GO): calcium ion binding
Source: RefSeq, a predicted model, not a curated record